GUUAUAGUUCUUGUGGAAAGUGUGACAUAAAGGGUGAAUAUUUGGAUAAUAGAGUUACCUUUCCACCAGGAAAUUAUAAUUUAAGAAAUAACGAAAAUUUCCGAUCAAAAUUAGAUACAGCACAUCAUAAUCAAGCCUCAAUAAUAGAAUUACUACCCAUUGAUUUAGUAGAAGAUGUGCCAGUCGAUUUUAUGCAUCUUGUGUGCCUGGGAGUGACCAGAAAAUAACUAUUUUUAUGGGUGAAAGGAAAAAAAUGUCCAGGUCGUCUGCGUCCUCACCAAGUUGACCAAUUAUCCACUAAUUUGCUAAAAAUCAAAACCUCAAUACCAAAAGAAUUUUCAAGAAAACCACGUCCAAUUAGAGAUCUCGAACACUGGAAAGCAACUGAAUACAGACAGUUUAUUUUAUAUACUGGCCCCACAGUUUUGAAGAAAAUCCUUGCUCCUCAAUUUUACCAGCAUUUUUUGUGUUUCCACGUAGCCAUCACGAUUCUUGCAAAUCCUAACACUUAUCUGAGUAAAAAUAAUUAUGCACAAGAGCUACUAAUAUAUUUCGUUAAUAACUUUGGUGAAUUAUAUGGGAAAAAGUAUAACAGUCAUAAUCUUCAUAAUUUACUACAUUUAUCCCGGGAUUGCAUUCGACACGGUCCCCUUGACCAAUUUAGUGCUUUCCCGUUUGAAAAUAAGUUACAACAAAUAAAGAGAUUGGUGAGAUCUCCAUCUCUCCCCUUGCAACAAGUUUACCGGCGGUUAGUUGAAAGAGAAAAAAUAGACCUGUCCUCUUUCAAGCAGCCAGUUUGUCAAGUAUCGUUUUUCCAAGUCGACAUUAAUUCACCCGAGUGUUUCAAAGUGUGUAAGUUUGCAAAUUUCGAAUUAUCCAACAAAUUAGGGAACAAUUUUUGCAAACUAAAAGAUGGAACUAUAAUUAAAAUUCACCAUUUUGUUAGAGGAUCACCUUCAGAAUUAUUUGGACAGAAGUUUAAAAAACGUGAAGAUUUUUUUCAAUCUCCUUGUCCUUCUUCUUUAAUUGGUGUUCAACUUAUCUCCGACUUGAGUGCAGUACGAAGAUUUAAUAUUAAUUUAAUCGAAUCAAAAUGUGUAGUACUUCCAUUUGAGACUGAAUUUAUAUGCUAUCCCUUGAUUCACAGUGAAAUUCAGUGACUUUUUACAAUGCCGUACUCUAUAGUUCAUUUUGUUGAAACUGACGAGGUAGAAAUUAUCCCAAUCAAUUGGCUGUCAGCAAGUAAAAAUAAAUGUUGGUGGCCGCCGUACAAAUCUUCAGAACGCCAAUCGAAGGCCGUCAUGAAUGGGGACACGCCAAAUCAGCAAGUUUGGUUAUCGUUUGACGUAAAAGUUUUAGGCGGAGGCAAAAUAUUUGGUUCUUAUAAUCAAGCAAAAAAUAAUGUUGGAAAAGCAUUGGAAGAAACUGAUCCGGAAUUUGAGAGCGACUUGGAAGUAACUGGUCGAGGGCAACGACACAAGAAAACUGUUCAUCUACCAUCGCCCGGCGACUCCGAUAGUGAAGAAGAACCGCCCAAAAUGAAGCAAAAUCGUUCUAUUCCCACGAAGACAAUACCGCCGCCACCACAAUAUUUUAUAUAA
Folsomia candida is the source of this 1601-nucleotide messenger RNA. RefSeq lists its product as uncharacterized. The record is from RefSeq and is a predicted model, not a curated record. NCBI's taxonomy places the organism in Eukaryota, Metazoa, Arthropoda, Collembola, Entomobryomorpha, Isotomidae. The transcript has 3 exons. The coding region runs from base 1170 to 1601 and encodes 143 amino acids.